Messenger RNA from Coprinopsis cinerea okayama7#130, 522 nucleotides. RefSeq lists its product as hypothetical. NCBI's taxonomy places the organism in Eukaryota, Fungi, Basidiomycota, Agaricomycetes, Agaricales, Psathyrellaceae. The transcript is spliced from 4 exons. Bases 1 to 522 code for a protein of 173 amino acids. The record is from RefSeq and is a predicted model, not a curated record.
AUGGGCAAGCUAUUCUUCCUCAUUUUUAGCCCCCAAUUCGUCUCUAACAAAGCUUACCUGUAUCCAGCGUCGGCGGAAAUGCUCAACUUUGACGAACCUCGCCCACCUAAGCAAACAGGGAUCGAUGCGUUCAACUACAUCCUUCCCACUAUUAAAUCAGAGAUCGUCAAGUCACGUCGACACUGGGACGCACAUGAACCCAAGAUGUGGUCGAGGGCCCAAGGCAUCAGCGAUAAGGAUUUGGUAAACUUCACCAUUGAGGAUGAUCUCGUCGAGAUUCGAAGCGCCGCUACGAGCUACGGCUACAUCAUCCUUGGGAAGAUUAGGCUGCCCGCCAUCAACGACGAAGAGGGAGAAGGCUAUGUGCAUGUCCGAAUCCACGACCCUCCUAACAGAGGACAAGAAGACGUGAUCUUCCACUCGCUUUUCACCGACGAGGCCGAUCGUGAUGAAGACGGCCGACCCACGAAAUGGCGCGCUAUCCAGACCAGGGACUUCCCGUUGGAAUUCUUUAACGAGUGA